AUGACAUCUAAGUUGCCAGAAUUAAUAAAUUUAAAUGAUUCAGUUGCUUCUUUAACGGAUUUCCUUAAAAAAAUACCCGAAGAAGUCAACACUUCAUUUGAUUACAAAAUCCCUAAUGGUAUUAUUCUGGAUGAAAUUAUUACCUAACUCAUCAAAAAUCCUAAGAAAUAAGAAGAUCACAAAAUUGUAUUCAACGAUUCUGGAUAUCAAAACAUACAAACUAUUCAAUCGAUCUUGGGCAUCGAAUUCUAAGUUACCAAAGACAUAGAUGAAUUGCUCAAUGAAUAAACUCAAAUCUAUUUGGACCAAUUUUUGUCUACUCUGCCAAAAGAGAAAGAAUCUCAAAGUAAUAGCAUUGCCAAUGUACAAAUAAACGAAUUGGAAAAUGCCAAACUAUUACACCAAAAGGAUAUCAUCUAAUUAACUGGAUUGCAAUCCAAGUUGCACAAACAAGAUGUGAGACAAGAAUUGAUUGAAUAACUAUUAGAAUCUAAGAAAUUCAACAUCAGAAUCACACAAUAAUCAAUCAAUUUGUUUAAUGAUUAGUUGAUGUUUAGGAAUUUGUUUUAACAAUUUAGACAACAAUUUGAAGAAUUAAUUUAUUGCAUUCUAAAAUUAGAAACCACUCUUACUUUCAGAACACAAAAGUUGAAAUUAGAAUUACAAAUGAGUUAGAAUGAAAGAGAAAAACUACAAAUCAAAGAAAUCGAAAAGUUGAAAUCCAUCAUCAAAGAGAAAGACGAACAAUUAAUUGAUGUCACGAACAAAAUCUAAUUCAACGUAACUCACUAUCAAAAAUUAGAAGAACAAAUUCAAGUUGCAAAAUAAAACAUCUAAAAAUAACUAGCAUCUAUUAAAUAAUAAAAAUAAUAAAAAGAGGACAAAUAGAAAACUAGUUCCCCCUCUGCUUUGAGUGCUUCCAAAUCUAAUAUAUCAGAUUUAGAAAUUCUAAAAUAAUAAACUAGGAAAGUAAGUAACUCCUAUGCACAUAGAAAUAGAUUUAAAACUGUAUUUUUUAAAAGAUGA
This is a messenger RNA of Paramecium octaurelia, 1026 nucleotides long. NCBI's taxonomy places the organism in Eukaryota, Ciliophora, Oligohymenophorea, Peniculida, Parameciidae. The record is from the annotation of a GenBank genome assembly.